AUGGCCGCGAUAAAGCGCGACUACGAAGAAGGAUUCAUCGUCAAGACUGGCGAGUGGAUGGUCAACCCCUGUGAAGAGGCGUCGGAGUCACACCCGGAGUUCGCUUCCGCGCGGACCGCUGGCGACAAUCUCUCAUGGAUAAUCAAGCUUGAUACCACCGAUAUCACCCCUGCUACAGCCCCAGACUUGCUACUCGACGAUGCUCAGUUCUCCGUGGGCGGCCAUGACAGGCGAUUCGAUCACAGGGAUCGGAUGCAGUACCUCAUAAGGAUACUGAACGACCAGACAUCCAUGCAGCUCACCAUGCUUGCCCGAGAUGACCGGCCCCCUCAAUAUCGCACAAUCACUAGUACGAGAGUAAGUGACCGCAUGGCUAAGGGUCACUUCAAGGUACCUCCGAACUGGAAUUACUUCGACGCAGAGAUUCAGGCCGAAUUUCGGAUGAUAACUAAGCAGUUGCUCGCUACCGGCCCACCGAAAUAG
Molecule: messenger RNA, 483 nt
Organism: Alternaria arbusti
Lineage: Eukaryota; Fungi; Ascomycota; Dothideomycetes; Pleosporales; Pleosporaceae
Exons: 2
Coding region: 1-483 (160 amino acids)
Source: RefSeq, a predicted model, not a curated record